UGCGCUCACACGCUGCGUGAUCCCCAUCACAAACCGAGAGCGGCGGCGGCUCCGCUCAACCGAUGGAGUAGUAGUACUAGUAGUAGUGGGAGUGCUUCCUUUUAGCCCCCUUUUUCUCCUCCUUUUUCUUUAAUGGAUUCGCCUUUUCUCUGGAAUAUUGCUUCAUCCCGUCGCGAGUGAGCAGCUGUGAAUCCUGAGAGGAGAAGUCUCCCAACAGGAGACAAGAUGGCGUCCAACAACACCCUGCGCAGCUACUCUAUCAUCCCAUGUUUCAUCUUUGUAGAGCUCGUCAUUAUGUCCGGCACGGUGUUGUUAGCCUACUACAUGGAGUGCACGGACCUGUUCAGCGUGCAUGUGCAGGGUUUCUUCUGUAACGACGCGGAGCUGAUGAAGCCGUACCCCGGCACAGAGGAGUCCAGCUUCGUACCCCCUCUCAUCCUGUACUGCGUGGUAGCUGCUGCUCCCACUGCUAUAAUUUUCAUCGGAGAGGUGUCCAUGUACGUGAUGAAAUCAACGAGGGAAGCUCUCCUGGCCCAGGAGAAAACCAUUGUGACAGGAGACUGCUGUUACCUCAACCCUCUUAUUCGUCGCAUCAUACGCUUCAUAGGUGUGUUUGCAUUCGGUCUGUUUGCCACAGACAUCUUCGUCAAUGCGGGCCAAGUGGUAACGGGAGGUCUCUCGCCCUACUUCCUCUCUGUCUGCAAGCCCAACUACACUGGCACAGAGUGUCGUUUUAAUCACCAGUUUAUCAUCAACGGCAACAUCUGCACUGGAAACCCCAUUGUUGUGGAGAACGCACGCCGGUCGUUCCCAUCCAAGGACGCUUCACUGAGUGUUUACUCCGCUGUUUACCUGACGAUGUACAUCACCAGCACCAUCAAGACCAAGUCCAGCCGUCUGGCCAAGCCUGUUCUCUGUCUGGGUACGCUCUGUUCGGCCUUCCUCACUGGCCUCAACCGAGUCUCAGAGUACCGAAACCACUGUUCGGACGUAGUGGCUGGAUUCAUACUGGGAUCAGCCGUCGCUCUGUUUCUGGGUAUAUGUGUUGUGAACAACUUCAAAGGCGUCCACAGUGCAGCAGCUAAACAGAAAACUGAAGAUUACCGCGGUCUGCCUCUGAUGACUUUCCCCCGUGUAGAGAGCCCUCUGGAGACCCUCAGCGCACAGCAAUGACACAUGUUCAAAAGAACAUACGGGCAUGACAUUUUGCACUACACCCCUGUACUUCUUCCCAGUUGCACAGAAACAUAUACAGAACCUCACACAGAGCACUCCUGAUAUUGGUUGACAAUAAUUUCCUCUACCUUUUCAUUUCCACACAUUUCCCUCCUUUCUUUACUACUUUCUUUCUUAUUCCUCUCAACACUUAUACUCCAUCCCUCCUCCCACGUCCAUUUUCAGAACCACUCGGCAUCGAUGACGGAGGUCACAUGACUAAGGGGGCAGCACCGGGUCACGUUUGCGUCUCCACAGCACUUCCAGACACAAUGACGAGGACGCAUGCCACGUGGCUCCGAAUGCUUGACAAAAAACACUCCUGAUAUAUCUGUUUAAUUCACCUAGGGGACAAAAUACAACAUGUUUCUUAUGGUUCUCAUCUAGUUGGGCUAUGCUCAAUUCAACCUGCCAAGGCACACAGAUCUCAUCAGUUGUAAAAAUAUCACAAGGCAAACUUAAGCACAGAUUGUUUUUUCCAGAUACUUGAAACCAUUUGAAACAUGGGACAUUUUUUCCCUCCAAGGUGUGCUGUUUGUAGUUAGAGGACAGUGUUUUGUACAUUUUUGUAUGAGCGAGUGCUGUAGCCUAUCCUGACGGUGUUAAACCUGCACACUUCCUGUCAGCUGACUCACUUUGUUUUACAUCACAUCCUGUCAGGUGACUUGCCUCGUUGAUCACCACAUCUAUCCCCCUCAGUCUGAAAAAUCUGCUAUGGAAAAAAUAUUGAUGUUGUUGUUCUGUGAUGUAUGUCAUUUGUACAGAGAAAAAAGACAGAAUCCUUCUUUUUAUUAUCUCUUUCUGUACAUUUAUUGACCAUGUCAGGUCAUAUUUUGUAAAGAUUUUUGUCAAUCUGUAUGACUAUUAUGAUCCAUUUGGACCUGUUUGCCUGCUGUAAACCUGGAUAUGUUUUGGUAUCAGUUUUAGGUGUUUUGGGGAACAACCCCAAUCCCCUUUGGAGGAAAUGACAAGGAAGAGUCAGUGACAUCCUCCGAGUCAGAAAAUGGGGUUUGGCACUUGCACCGCCAUGUUAUCAGUCACAAUGAAAGUGAAAUAUGAUUGGUUGAAAUGAUCACUCUGUGUGUGUUUCACCCCAAUUUCCUGAUUCACUGUGAUGUUAAUAGGGUUUUUUCUACAGAGGGGUCUAGUAGGGCUAGCCUGUGCCAGAUCUACCUGAAGAUUUCACUCGUAAGGCUGUACAUUUAUAUUUAAACUGAAAUCCCAAUGGAAGACACUGCUAUAAAAUACAUGGAAAAAAGAAAAAGAGAGACAGAAAUGCUCAUUGGAGUGAAACUCAGUGACUUACUUAAGGCCUGGCUAGCUCUUUUAUUGGAAACCAGGCUAAUGACUCCUGCUUCACUUUUCCUCCUUGAGGCACCCCAUCCCCUCCCCGAAACCAAACCAGUGGAUUGUGAUGCAAUGUUGUGACUCCAUUUCUCAUUGGAAGAUACGCCCAGCAUGAAGAAAGAACUCAAGAUGUUUUAUAGAUAUUCAUGAUUUCAACUAUACUCAUUAUCAUUGUGGUUAUAAACGUCUUUUACUUUGAGAACAAAAAAAGCAUUUUAUUGGAAAUGCUGCAUAUAUAUAUUUUUUCUUGGUUUGUCCACAAAUUAAAUAGUCAG
Molecule: messenger RNA, 2837 nt
Organism: Morone saxatilis (striped sea-bass)
Lineage: Eukaryota; Metazoa; Chordata; Actinopteri; Moronidae
Gene: plppr1
Product: phospholipid phosphatase related 1
Exons: 8
Coding region: 226-1173 (315 amino acids)
Biological process (GO): phospholipid dephosphorylation; signal transduction; phospholipid metabolic process
Molecular function (GO): phosphatidate phosphatase activity
Source: RefSeq, a predicted model, not a curated record